CUUAUCAGAAAUUGUUUUCCUCUGCCGACCCAAUUCGGAGAUAAAAGUCAGUCUCUCUAUAUAUAUCACAAUAACCUCUUCAAUGUUUACUUAUCAAUUGAUCAUAAGCAAUCAACACAAGACGUAGGAAGAAGCAGAGAAGAGUUUGCAGGUCUCUCUUAUUUUCAAGAAUAUAAGAAGAUGGAUUCUCAAAACAACUCGAGUAGUUCUCCUUGCAAGAGGGGCUGUGGCUUCUUUGGAUCACCACAGAAUCAUGGCCUGUGCUCCAAGUGCUACAAGGAUUAUUUGAAAGAGAAAUUACUUUCUGAAGCUAAAUAUGGCAAAACGACAGAUGGAUCGAUAGAUACGCAGCUACCUUUACCUACCAAGACUAGAGACAAUAGCUUCUACUAAACGACAGCUCUUACGAUAGACAAGCAGCUAUCUUUACCUACCAAUACUGGAGAAACGACAUUGACAAUUACUUCUGCCGGUUCUACUGUGAAGAAUCGAUGUGAAAGUUGCAACAAGAAGGUUGGUUUGACAGGAUUCGCAUGCCGUUGCGGAAAGGUCUUGUGUGGUUCUCACCGGUACCCCAAAGAACAUUCGUGCACGUUUGACUUCAAGAAAGCAGAUCGAGAUUGUUUGAUCAAGCAAAAUCCACUUAUCAAAAGUGAUAAACUGUAUUUCAGGGUCUGAAGAAAUUUUGGUUCUUGAUUUGAUUAGUAAGUUUAGGUAGCCAUGCUGUUCGGGUUAAGCUGAAGU
Messenger RNA from Jatropha curcas, 744 nucleotides. The record is from RefSeq and is a predicted model, not a curated record. NCBI's taxonomy places the organism in Eukaryota, Viridiplantae, Streptophyta, Magnoliopsida, Malpighiales, Euphorbiaceae.